AAGUAGAACGAAAUGCAUUGAUGGAGAAGUCCUUUCCUUGGCUAUACAAGUAUUGUAAAGAGAGAGGUUAUGACUUCCGAAUGGUGGACCUGAGAUGGGGGAUAAGAGAUGGCAUUACUAAUGAUCACAGCAUGGCUUCGCUGCAUUUGAAGACCUUAAGAAAAUGUCAGCAGUUGGGAUUCCAGACCUUCAUUAUAUUUAUUGGGCAAAAGCAUAGUGAGCCUUCCCUGCCAGAUAUAAUAACUAAGGAAAACUUUGAGGCAAUUAGAGCUGCAGUUGAGCAGGCGAAGCGAAGCACCAAAAAGGCAAAGCACAAUUUGUCCAGUGGUUUAAAGGAAGAGACUGGGGGAGCCAAACAAAAUGAAAGCCAAGAUGAUACGAGUCAAGAUGUCUUGGGCUCUGAUGUAUCAACAGAAGAAUCUGAAGCUGAAACAAAUAGUAAGGAAGAAUACGAGCUGGCUGAUUCCAAAGGGCAGAGAUUUCCUAAUGCUCCUCUCACCCAAAAGACAGUUGUUGAAUAUGACCGAGAGCUUCAGCUUCUGAAUAAAUGGUACAGGAUGGAUGAAAACUGCAUCCCACCAGUUUACAAACUUCAGCCGAUUUGCACUGUGUACAGAGAUAUCUUUAGCAAAGAUCCCACUCGCAGGCAGCAAGUUAAGAACAAAUGGCGGGUGUCAUUUCAAAAACUGAAUAAGAUCUUUCAAGAAUAUGCUUCAGUUGCUCUUGGCCAAGAAACUGCCUCUAGCUUGCUCAAACCAGUUUUACACCAAGAAGUGGAUCAAGGAUUCCAAGUCCAUGGACCUCGUGAGGAUCACUGUCACUGCUUCAAAAGAAACAUAAGUGAGCUGCAGAGCAAUCUAUCAAACCCUCAAGCAUUCAAAUAUAUUGACAUCCAUCCCUUGCGACCAGAAAUCAACAAAGCAAUGCUUGAAGCCCAUCAGGAAUUUGUGAAAAGCAUUCACUCCAGGCUGCGUCACACAAAUAUCUACAACAAGAAUAUUAACUGGGGAAGAGAUGGAAUCAGCACCACCCACAACAGAUCUCAUGCCUAUUACGUGGACUCUCUUUGCAGUGACUUUCAAAAAAUUGUUGUCAACCACUUCAAUAGAAUGAUAAGUUCAAAAGAUGUUCCAGACAGACUACAUCGAAGAAGAAAACAAGCAUUUAAAAAACAUAAUGAUGAAGAGAUUCUGGAGCAUGUGCAACAUGGACAGGCCUUGGUUAAAUGUCUCAUAGGAAGAGAAAUGGUUUUGAAAGAGCUGAGGAAUCAACUUACACCUUUAAACAGAAGGUUAAUUGUCCUUUGUGGAGAGGCUGGAUGUGGGAAAAGUGCCAUCACAGCAAAGGCGGCUUCGUUGGCUUCUCACUGGAUCUCUGGUGAUCUCAGAGUUAUAAUUCGAUUUAUUGGUGCCACGGGUGAAAGCAGAAAUAUCCGACUGCUGCUCUUGGGUCUUUGCUGCCAGAUAGCUGAUAUUUACAAAAUCUCCAUUAAUUUAUCCCAGGAUUUUAAAGGCUUGGUGGAAGAGUUUGCAUCCUUGUUGGAAUUUGCUACACAAGAUAAGCCACUUUUAAUAUGCCUGGACGGUUUGGAUGAAUUAACAGAGGAAUAUGAUUCAGAUCUUUCUUGGAUACCCGCAGAAUUACCAGAGAAUGUGUAUUUUAUUGCUUCCACCUGUACAACUGGAUCAGCUUCUUUAUGCUUAAAAAAGCUGGAGAAAAUAACUGUGAUGGAGAAUAUUCUACAAAUACCACCUUUAACAUCUCAAGAAAUCAAUGAGAUUAUCAAUUCUUGGUUAGAAAGGGAUCAACGAAGACUCGCCAAAGAUCAGUAUGAUCUCUUAAUGGAGUCAUGUACAGCCUGCCCACUACCACUUUACACACAUUGUGCAUAUAAGGAAUCUUGUUUAUGGACAUCUUUCAGCCCAGAGACAGAUGUGUAUCUUCCUCAAAACAUACCUGAGAUGUAUUCUCGGAUCCUCGGCAGAAUGGAAAAAUACCAUGGAGAACAGGUUGUGAAAAGGAUGGGAGCUUAUGUGACACUUUCAAGAAAUGGCAUAACUCAGGAAGAGCUACUUGACCUGAUGUCCAAAGAUGAUGCAGUAAUGCAAGAAGUAACUAAAUUCCAGAAAGUUUCCAUUCCAGCUUUCCCUCUUGUAUUAUGGUUGAAGCUUUUGGAUGAUCUUGGAGAUCACCUAAGAGAACAAAGAACAGACAACACUUAUGUUUUUACUUGGGCUCAUACAUCUCUGAAACAUGUGUGCAUAGAGAGGUAUCUUAAAGCACAGGAGUCCCAAAUAUCGGUUCAUGAUACCUUUGCAAACUACUAUUUGGGUAGAACUUCACAUGAAGGCAGCAAACUGUGUACAUCUCAGCCUCUGGCCUGGGUCUUGGAAAAAGAAGCCAAGAUCAACUACUUCUUUAAUAUUCGUAAGCUCUUUGGAACUCCAUAUCACCUCAUCAAAUCAAAGAAUAUUAUUGUUCUAAUCAGAGAGUGUCUAUUUAAUUAUGAGUUCCUCUUGCACAAAUCCUGGGCAUCAUCUGUAGUUAGCAUUGAAGAGGAUCUCAGAGCAGCUAUCAGUGCAGACAGGACUAUACCUGACUUAACUUUGUUAAGUGAAGUUCUCAGGUUAUCCAAGAAUGUUCUGCUGCAAGACCCAUGUCAGAUGGCUUCUCAGUUUAUAGGUCGUCUUCAUCAAAUUGCAGCAGCGGAUAAGCCAGUGGCUCCAGGGGAUCCCAAAAAAUAUCUCUAUCUGCCAGCUCUUUUGUCCCAGUGUGAGAAAUCUUCCAUUCCUGUUCUUGUUCCUUCAACAACCUGCCUUAUAGCUCCUGGUGGACUACCAUGUGACUUUCUCAAAGGUCAUUUGGACAGAAUUACAGCCAUCGGACAAACCCAAGACGAACACAUUGUUGCAACAGUUUCCAAUGAUGGCACUUUAAAACUGUGGGACCUGAGAGUUGGUAAAGCCAUCUUCACUCUGCGUGCAAUUGGGAGGAAUAUCAGCGCUAUUGCUAUAUGUUUGGAUAACAGGUUGGUGGCUGUGUCUGACAAGACCAGCAUCAAAAUUUGGGACCUUUCCUUGAAAAAAGUGAUAUAUGCCACUGGAGGGUUUUUGGAUACUCCUAUACUAACUUCUGCAAUGAACGGACAACUCUUGCUGGUUUUUUUUAAUGGCAACCACAUGGUUCAGGUUUUUGAUCUCGCUCGCUCAUGUCAAUUGCUCCAUGAAGCUUACCUUUCUACUGAAGAAGUGCCCAUCCACAAGGACCGAUCUAUACUUGUAUCAAAGAAUUCAGUGAAAGAUUAUGUUUUGUUUGUCUAUAGAAGUGGAAGCGAAGCAAUGGUUUUUAGUGGUAAGGCCGGAAAAGUAGUUGCUAAACUGAAAAGCCAAGAACCAAUUGCAGCUGCUGAGGAUGUGGCUGUAACCAAGGAAUAUUUUCUGGUGAUUUUCAGGUAG
Molecule: messenger RNA, 3455 nt
Organism: Anolis sagrei ordinatus
Lineage: Eukaryota; Metazoa; Chordata; Lepidosauria; Squamata; Anolidae
Product: NACHT domain- and WD repeat-containing protein 1-like
Source: RefSeq, a predicted model, not a curated record